AUGCUUAAGCCCAUCAUCGAUGACCAGUACGUGGCCGCUAGGGCGUAUUUCCUCUGCGUUAUCGGAAUGCUGUUCUUUGAGAGCAUGCUUCGAAUCCCGUCAUAUCUCCAAUUUCUCUACCGAAGAGGCCGCCCGAAUACAUCACGCCGAAAGCACUGGAAGAUCUAUACCACCAUUCACAAGAUCAUCACGCUGCCUUCUCUCAUCCCAUUUAUUACUCGCAACAAUCUUUCCAUUCUCCUACGCGUCUCUGUCUUUACAUUUCUCAACUUCCUCUGGGGCUGGAACAAGUUCGCUUAUACCACAAAUUACCAACUCUAUGGCUGGCUCACUAUUGCCAACGGUGGGCUUAGUCUCCUCGUCGGCGCGCGCACCAAUCUCUUCGCCCAUGUUGCUCGUAUCCCGUCGGCUGUGCUACUGAUGUACCAUCGCUGGAUCGGAUUGGCAACAUUUAUACAUGCGACGCUGCAUUGUAGCCUCAUCAUACAACACUAUGUGCAGACUGACCAAUUUUAUACCGCCGCGCAGGCGCCUCGUAUCCCUGUGGGUAUCGCUGCAUGGAUCGCACUAGCCAUCAUUGCAAUCACAUCCGUUCCCAAGAUUUUUCGUCGACGCUGGUUCGAAGCCUUCUACUAUCCGCACUUCUUUUUCCUCGUUUUUAUUGCCGGGGCGUUAUACCACGCCAAAAUGGGACCCGAAUUUCUUCUCCCUGGAUUUUGCCUCUGGGUAAUUGAUCGUUGCAUUCGAUUCUACAAUAACUUUCGCAGCCUCAAUGUCAAAUCAGUUACACACUACUCGGGAGGCGUAACGAAGUUCAACAUCGCAGGGGUAGCGCCAUCCCAACCUGGUCAGAUAGCAUGGGUACAGAUUCCCAGCGUGUCAUUCUUCAAUUGGCAUCCGUUUACUAUUGCUUCGGCACCCGGACAAAAUGAGACCACGAUUGCCAUCAGAGCUCUCGGUUCAUUCACAAAGAAGGUGCAGAAAUUUGAUGGAGACCAGAUAGAAUUGACCCAAUCAAUAAUGACCGAAAGUGUGACGUCUCAAGAUGCAUCCACUCACAUAAAAUACCCCAAAGUACAGAUUGAUGGCCCUUAUGGCGUUGGUCGCUUGCAUUGGGGAGCAAAUCCGGUGGUGGUUCUCGUGGCGGGCGGAAUCGGCAUCACUCCCAGCAUCAGCAUCGCGACAUACAUCGUGAACCAAGCCGUCGCAGGACUUGCUCUCAACACUGGUGGUUGGCAUAUUCAUAUCUUGUGGACAGUCAAACAAGCUGGUCAUAUUUCCUGGUUUGAAACUGAGCUGAAGAAUCUCGCCAUUAUAGCGUCAAACUCAGCUGUGCCUGUCACAGUGGACUUAGCAAUUCAUGUUACAAGCGAUGGAGAGGAGGUGGUGGAAUCCGCAAAGUAUGAGGGUCUCGGGGAAGUUUGUCAAGGCCGGCCAGAUGUAAUGAAAUGGUUUGAGAGCGUGAGAAAUGCGAGGCUAGGCAUGGAUGCGUCAGUCAAUCUAUGCGGACCUGCACAGUUAGUGCGUAGCGCAAGGAUAGCGGCGUCAAAGGCAAGCUGUGAGGAUAUUCUGUUUCACGUUGAGGAGGAGAUAUUUGAAUUUUAG
Trichoderma asperellum CBS 433.97 is the source of this 1605-nucleotide messenger RNA. RefSeq lists its product as uncharacterized. Gene Ontology annotation, cellular component: plasma membrane. The record is from RefSeq and is a predicted model, not a curated record. NCBI's taxonomy places the organism in Eukaryota, Fungi, Ascomycota, Sordariomycetes, Hypocreales, Hypocreaceae. Gene Ontology annotation, molecular function: oxidoreductase activity.